UACCGUUCGUUCGUGUUUAUACACUUUUUUGUAAUAUAUUACUAUAUAUGUUAUAAAUACAAGUAAACUGUGGUCAGUGAACUAGUAGUUGUUAAUAUUGUAAUUAAACGUCGACCGUGCUCUAAACCAAUAAACCAAACCUGUACAGUUAACUGCUAAACAGUAUGCGUUUCGCCCGUAGUCCGUGCUUGUAAAAUAUAGGCUGAUAGAUGUAUUAUAACAUUACAAUACAGUGUGAAAAACGCGUCCUUUAAUACAUCCAUCCUUAUUAAAACUGUAGCACUUGUAUGUCUUAUAACCUUAGUAUCAAUUCAGAAAAUGAAUAAUGUUUUCACUGAUGAAAUCACUAGAAUUUCAGUUGUCCAACUACUAGUUCAUAGUCAUUGUUAGCUGUUACUGUUGGAAGCAAAAUCUUAACUGUUUUCUGAUAUGGCGGCUAGUGCGUCUACUACCAGAGUCUUACUGAUUACAGCCAAUAUCGGUUCAAUAUUUGAAAAUCCUAAUGUGAUGUUGAAGAUAUGGACAAAAGAAUUUCUAAAUACCGUCACCAGAUUGGAUCCGUACUUCAUUGCCUUACACUGUCAAGAAGUUGGAGGAAAAAAUUACGAAGAAAGUAUGAAGCACGUCGACUUUUUUGUUAGUCUCUUGAUGUCGAGUAAAGAAUUGAGGAUCUUCAAUAGAGCACAAGUAUUUCUUGACGAAGAAUUCACUUCGGCAGAAAAUUUUACAGCUCUCGGAAAUUUUUACUUUAUUCAUGAAGACAUAAAAGAUGUAUCGCUCUGGGAUUUUAAAGAAUUGCAAUUUGUUCCCGUCACUAACACUGUUAUUCAUUCUGGGAGUAUUGAAAACGUCACGACCAAAGAAAAAUCGAAAUUCCCUCAGGAAUUUUUCCCAGAGUGUAAAUGGUCUCGUAAAGGAUUUUUAAGAACUAGAUGGAAACUUAAUGGAACUGUUUUUGACCUUGUAAACAUUCAUUUGUUUCAUGAUGCAUCAAAUUUUACUGCAAUGGAGUCUCAUCCUUCUGUUUAUUCCAUCAUGCGGCAAAAAGCACUUGAAUACACGUUAGAACGCUUUCGUGACUAUGCGUUUGGAUGUGCACCAUUUUUUUUGUUUGGGGAUUUUAAUUUUCGUACGGAUACAAAAGCUGUAAUAAUGAAAUUAGUUGAAGGAUUGGAUUUGGUAAAAGAUGACGUAAUCAAAGACGAAUUAGUUCUCCAAUAUGCAGACAGUUCAAAUGAAGUUGUAUUAAAAUUGGGAAAAAAAGAGUUUUGUCACUUAGACCAUCAAAAUGCGUUCGUUUCAAAAGCUGGAUCAUGGUUGAAAGAUUUCGAUCACGAACUAAAGUCAUUUGAAGGUCAAUUAUUUGAAUUUCCUAUUCAUUUCCAACCCAGCUAUCCUUUCGAAGAGAACGAAGAAGAAGGUAUGAACUACAUGAAAACUCGGUGUCCAGCUUGGUGUGACAGAGUCGUCCUGAGUUCCGGUGCAAAGUUAUUGUUAGACGAAAAGGUAUUCGACGAAGACUGUUUUGGAUUCGAGUACGAUCUCAUUGGAAAGACCACCUGUAUGGGAGAUCAUAAGCCCGUGUACUUGAAAUUGGACAUAACGAACCACGCAGGUACGGUGUUGCAGUGUGAAUGUAAGCUUAACCGUGUGUCGCCCGAAUCCCAAAUAAUUCCGCCGCAUGCUUUUUCUGGUGUAGAUACAGACGAGUGUUGCAUCCCCGUAGAUAUACCAGAUUUUCAACCUAGCACCACAGUAUUAGGUCAAGUCGCGGACGCUCACCCUCCUACACCGGCUUUUUCGGCUUUAAUACCACUGUCGGCCCCAGUAACCACGUUGUGCCCUUCCUCCUCCUCGCCUGUCGCCUAUACCACAGCUUUUAGCAGCCCUCCGCACCUGAUUAACAACCGCGGUGACGUGGUAUCUCCAAAGACGUCGUCGUCGUUUUCAUGCGGUAGUUUCUUGCGGAAAAAAAUCGGCGACAACAACAACAAAAUGACGUCGUCGUCGUCGUGGUCGAGCUGCGUGUGCAAGACUACAAACAAGUGGAAACUGCCGGUGCUCGUGCAGAGGGCUUGGAAACAGAACGGACACCGGAGGGUCCGGCUCAAGUCCAACGCCAGCGUGGACACGUCGUUGCAGAGGUAUCAGAGCCAUCACAGUUCUUCGGACGAAGAUUGGUUUGAAGAGAUCGCCGAAGACGAAGUCCACAAAGGCCAGCGUGAUGACUCGCCGGUGGACGAUGGCGGUAACAAAACCGAAACCGUACUGGAGCCGUUUUCUACGUGUUCGUUAUCUAAAGAGGAGGAGGGCUGUUUGCGGGUAUCCGACGACAAUAGCUCCAGUACACAGGCCACAACCAGCCAGCCGACAGUGACCAACAGAUUACAGUGGUGCUCGUUUACGAUUAGGAAAAUAUGCGAUAAACGUUCUUCGCUCACGGCCAGCACGAAAAUAUCGCGUAGAGAAAAACUGUCGAAAAAUUCGUGUAGAAUAGUAUAAAAUUGACAUUUUUACUAUUUUACGAGCGAAAUUCGUUUGGAAACCCAAAGUCCCUAAUGGUUCGCUGUGAUCACCCACGAUAACUAUAAUCAUAAUUAAAAUACUAAUACCCAUUAAGAAUAUUUUAUUUAACAAUUAUACAAUAGGAUUUUGUACUUUGGACAAAUACAUAUUUUUUUUUUUUAAAGCCAUUGAGAUAUCUAAGUGUAAUUUUAAUGUUUUGACUGAAUAUUAGCGAUACACCUGCAUAUUAUCGUUCUAGUUAUUUAUUUAUUAGAAAUUAUUAAUCCACGUGUUCCUAUUAAACCACUCACAUUACAUAUUCAUACACAACGAUGUUAUGAUAAUAAAUACGCCUUGAUCUAAACACCACUAAGCUUGUGUUGCUAAUUUUUAAGUACCUGAUCGAUCGCGACUGUAGUUAAUAGUUGGAAAAAUCUAAUGGUGUAAUAUCGAUCAUAAUAGUUUUUUUGGCAGCGCUGGAAGUGUAAUAACAAACAGUCCGACACACGAAAAUUAAAUAUGUUUUUUUUUUAAGUGAUAUAAUAUUAUAUUAGUUUGAAUUUGUUUCUUUUUAAUUAACUGUCAAACUUUUAAUCAAUAACAUUUAUUUUAUAAACGAAACUAUGGCUGUGACUGUUUGGAUUUUACACGGACUUGAGUGUUUUUUGUGUUCAUAAAAGGACUAAGACUUUAUUUAAAAAAAUUAUUUUUAUGGAAUUUGUGAAGCUAGAUAGAUGUCAGGAUUUGCAAUAUUUCUAAUGAAUUACAAUGUAUCAGAAUGUACGAAAAAUACAUUUUAAAUUCUGAUAUUUAUAAUUUAAUGAUUAAACGUGUUAAAAAGUCAAAAAUGCCAUAAAAAUAAUUAUUAACGUGUUAACAGUUUUAUCUUUUUUACUCAAACAUUUUUUAUUCUUGCAGUAUUUUGUUUAUUGUUGUUUGUGCUUUUUUAUGUUGCUGCGCUUAGUUUAUAGUUGUAUUAUACGAUUUGUAGUAUUUAUUAUUUUUGAUUAUGCUGAUUUACCUAAUAAAACACCUUAUAAAAUUAUUUCAAAUGACUUGCACUAUACACGAGUGUUUUCUUUUUUGCCAUGAUCUAUCCUAU
Molecule: messenger RNA, 3607 nt
Organism: Adelges cooleyi (spruce gall adelgid)
Lineage: Eukaryota; Metazoa; Arthropoda; Insecta; Hemiptera; Adelgidae
Gene: 5PtaseI
Product: inositol polyphosphate-5-phosphatase A
Exons: 15
Coding region: 430-2502 (690 amino acids)
Biological process (GO): phosphatidylinositol dephosphorylation
Molecular function (GO): inositol-polyphosphate 5-phosphatase activity
Source: RefSeq, a predicted model, not a curated record